Folsomia candida is the source of this 1449-nucleotide messenger RNA. Its product is annotated as sulfite oxidase. The transcript has 7 exons. Lineage: Eukaryota; Metazoa; Arthropoda; Collembola; Entomobryomorpha; Isotomidae. The record is from RefSeq and is a predicted model, not a curated record. Gene Ontology annotation, molecular function: oxidoreductase activity; heme binding; molybdenum ion binding. Gene Ontology annotation, cellular component: mitochondrion. The coding region runs from base 1 to 1449 and encodes 482 amino acids.
AUGUUAGACUGCGAGGUGACUGAAAUAAUUGAGAAGUUGGAGUUUGACAAGAUUAGAUUGGAUCUGCCGACCUAUAAUGCGACACAAAUUUCAUCCCAAAUCGGAGGUGCAGGGAAUAAGGUGUGGGUAACAUUUUAUCGGGGCGUCUUCGACAUUACGGAUUUUGUCAAGAGACACCCUGGCGGAGAAAGAAUUAUGAAUGCGGCCGGAUCCUCGGUAUCCCCAUUCUGGCAAUUUUACCAACUUCAUUAUAGGAUUGAUGUGUUGGAAACUUUAGCCAAAUUUAGAAUUGGAAACCUAGAAACACCGUUAGACGAAACUCCGAAUAUGAAUUAUUUUGACAAAGAACCUCCAAGAAAUCCGACCGUGAUUACAAGAACGUCAACGCCAUUUUGUGGAGAGACGCCUCCUGCACUUCUGCCACAGAACUUCUACACGCCAAAUGACCUCUUCUAUGUGCGAAAUCAUCUUCCCGUCCCCACCGUGGACACUUCAGCUUACCGCCUAACUAUCCAAGGAGUUGGGAUACCUUUGUCAAAUUUCUCCUUGUCUUUGGACGAUGUGAAACAAAAGUUCGCAAAAAUUAGGAUGCCAGUCACACUUCAAUGUGGCGGGAACAGGAGGUCGCAAAUGGGAGAGGUCAAACCCACGCCAGGAAUUGGGUGGACGGGUGGAGCUAUUGGGAACGCUGUCUGGGGCGGGGCUUCUUUAAGAGAUGUUCUCACAUCGGCAGGCUUCAAUUGGACCAAUUAUACGGAAACGUUUCGACAAAAUAAGUUGCAUAUUCAGUUUGAAGGCCUCGACUGCGACCCUUUCGGCGACUGUUAUGGCGCGUCGGUCCCACUGCAUUUUCUCCUCGACGCGACCUACACGCCCCUCCUCGUGUACGAGAUGAACAACGCGUCCAUCCCACCAGAUCACGGUUUCCCUUUAAGGGCUCUCUUUCCAGGCCUGAUCGGGGCGCGAAGUGUCAAAUGGGUCUCAAAAAUAUUAAUUUCCGAGGAAGAAUCUCCAUCACCAUGGCAACGAAUCGACUACAAAAUAUUUGCUCCGUCCGUGAACGAAGAUAAUGUCAAUUUUAACUCUGCAUCAGCAAUUUAUGAUGCCCCAGUUAAUUCUUAUAUCUGUUCGCAUAAGAAUGGGGAAGUCGUGGAGAGGGGUAUGAUUAGAAUGAAAGGGUACGCUUUUGCUGGAAGGGGUCGCGGAAUAGUGCGUGUCGAACUGUCCUUUGACAAUGGGGAUAAUUGGCAAGUGGUAAAAUUAACUAGACAGGACAGCAACUAUUCCUGGACGCAGUGGGAGAUAGAGGUCAAUGUUACUAGCGCUAUGGAUGUCUGGGUCAAAGCAGUGGACACCGGGUACAAUCAACAACCCGAGGACUUGAAACAUAUCUGGAACUAUCGUGGUCUUGUGGUCAAUGCGUAUCACAAAAUCAAACUUAAUAUCUAA